Prorocentrum cordatum is the source of this 2312-nucleotide messenger RNA. The record is from the annotation of a GenBank genome assembly. Lineage: Eukaryota; Dinophyceae; Prorocentrales; Prorocentraceae.
GAUCGCUGUCGUCACCGAGCCCGUAGUCGAAAGCGAGCCUGGCAGCGCAGAGAAGGUUGACUCCAGAGCCUGGAGCAUGCAGAAAGACAUCGAGCGGCUCAUUAAUGAUACAUUGUCCUUCAUCGGUCCUCUUGACAUCAAGAACCGUCGUAGCACAAAGGAGGGCUUGACGGUCAAGCAAUAUUUGCAAGUGGCGCUGGAGGAUAACGCGUUGAAGGCUGGCCGCAAUGGCAAGCGGCAGUACUUGACAGAGGAGUUUGGGACCGAGAUUUUCAAGUAGUCCAAAUUCAAGAGGCUGGUUUCCAUGGAAUUCGCUCCCCUGAUCAAUCUAAUAUCUCCUUGGACAACAGUUAUUGGGAAGCGAUGGGCGUGGCCAACUCCUAGAACCCUAGGGUUCAGAGCGUGGAGCCUUGGUGCGAUGUCGUGAACAAUUUGAAGGACAUCGACGAGGACAGCUUGAUUGCCUUGCUUCAUGCGUCCACCAACUCCCGAGUGGUCACGAUGAAGAUGCCCCGCAAUAUGCAGCUCUCCCGAGCGGGCAUGUGUGGCCGGUUGCAAGUGCCCACCCGUUUCCCUGCAGUUUGGCAGGUUGUUUGUGGCAAGCUCGACUCUGUCUUGAUUUGGCAUUGGCAACAAAAGGCGAGCCAAGACAUGUUCAUCGAUCAGAGAAUCUGGGCACAGACCCACCACCACGCGGUGAAGGCCUUCAUUGCGGAGGCCGAUUUCGACAAGUCCCACGAUUGCGCUGACGCGGAAGAGCACUGCCCAGGGCCAGCCUUGCAUAGGGCACUCCAGUCGAGCUUGGGCCAGGCCAUGUUCUACGACGAGGCGAAGCAGCUCCAGAUCAACGCCUUCAUUGAGCGAUGCCACCAGCGCGCUGGUGACCUCGUCCAUUCGGGCUUCACCGACGAGAACAUUGAGGGCUACCGCGCAGCAGCGGACGUGGAUAUCGCGGAAUUGGUGAGGAGCGGCCACAAGAUGUACAGGCGCGGCAAGGCAGAGGAACGCAUUAUACUUCUCUUGAAUGCGCCAGUGGAGGUGUACCCGCGCUCGCUGAACGACAUCAAGGGCUGGAUUAUCCGUGCCCUUGCUUGCUCACUUGCCGUCUCGAAUAGCCAGUUACCGCGGCUCCCGUGGGAGCGCGUCUCGUGGGGAGACGAGGCGCUGCCGCAGUUAGGGGCUACCGAGAAGGUGCCCGACAAUUUGAUCUUCCAUGCUCGCAAUUCCAGAGACUUGAUGGGGCGCAUUGCUGGAGAGUGGGGCCCUGGCCGGACUUUGGCAAAGAUGCAGGAGGACAUGAACAACCAAAAGGACAUCUAGGAGACAGAACGGGUUGCGUGCUUAGAUGUCGCAUUCGUUGUGCACAAGGUCCACGGAGUCGCCGACGCUUGGGGGCAGGGGCAGGUCAUCCAGGCCCUGGCGUCGACGGCGUCUCCGAUCGGGGCUGCUUCUGCUGAGGACGUGCUCAAGUGCUUGAAGGAGGUGAGAAAGCUGAGGGGUGAUCGUCGCUUCUCGUGCCUCCCGAGCGGCGUCUCCGAUGACAUCCACGCGAUCGAGUCCCUGAUAUCUGCCAUGAUGGACGGAAUCGCUUCGGGGGCCAGAUUGACGACGUCGGGCACCACCAUGGACACCAUGGCAUCGCGUUUGAAGUGCAGCGUGCCAGCGCCCAAGAAGAAGGACAAGCUCAACUCUGUCAAGACGACGCUCGUGGGUUCCGAAGCUGCCAAACACAUCUUCAAGCGGGUGGAGGACGAGAGCCCCGAGAAGCGCCAGGAGUCCUGAUUUAGCUAUGCUCCGCAACUUCAGCUGGUUGCUCGGGCCCCACUUGCGCGAUAAAACAAACGUGUAUCGGUGUGGUGAUCCGGCAGGCCCGAGCUUCCGUCGUCGCCGUUGGCAUGAUCAAAGACGGUCCCGCCGCUGACGCGUCGGGGUUCUUCGCUGCGUCGAGCGGCAGCGCUGGCCGCCCGAAAGGGGCGGCCUCUGCGAUCGCAGCGAAGAGUAGCCUGCCGGCGGGGCCGCCGGCCAAGAAGGCCAAGACGAGCGAUGAGCGAGGGCCGCCAUGAGGGAGAAUAUGAUGAAUAUGUGCAUGGGCGUGGCGUGAGGUCAGCCUCUUCGACGUGGAGCCGCGCCUGCCUCGUCUGGCGCCCGCGCUGGGGCAGCCAGUCCACGGGGUCGGACUGCGCCCGCUGCGAUGCGAGACAGCGAACGCCUGCCAGGCGGUUGCGCAGGGGCUUCUCGAGCCUGGAGCUUAGCGCGAGACGGAUGUCUGGAUCGCGCGCCCGUUGCGCAUCGGGCAGCAACGCGCGUUGGAG